AUGGGAAUGUGGACACUUUCUAUUGCUUCGAUUAUUCUUUUUAUUGUGUUGAGGGCUGAAGCAAGGCCUCAACUCGACUUCCACUAUGCAAACGACUCACCCAGAUCUCUGAAAUCCUUCUGGCAUCUCAGUAAUCGUGGCCGAGUGCUGGGACAACUAUUCAGCAACUUAAAUCUGAAGCGGCCACAACGAGCGGUGUCGAGCAUCUCAGACCAAAGCGCUGCCCCUACUGAGUCCCCUACAGAAUUUAGGCCAUGUGUUUGUCAUUACAUGUACUUCUCGACCACAUACUGUUAUGGAGAUUGUGACGUUUACUGAUAGUGAAUGACUAUGAAAAUAUAACCAGAGCAAAAUAAUUACUUCCUUGAGCAAUGAUCUCGGUAGUUUUUGGAUGACUGGCAUUUUAUCGCGUUUACCGGUUCUGUUGUACAAAAUGAAUUGUUGCGAA
Messenger RNA from Cylicocyclus nassatus, 448 nucleotides. The record is from the annotation of a GenBank genome assembly. Lineage: Eukaryota; Metazoa; Nematoda; Chromadorea; Rhabditida; Strongylidae.